CAGAAAUGAAUAUAACUAUUAAUAACAAGAAAUUUUGAAAAGUUAUUCAGUUGUUUUGUUUCGCUGGGAUAUAAGAGAAAUACCUAUUUCAGGAAUUAGAUACCAAAACUCAGUAGCAGUCAAGAAAUAGUUACAAUGGGACAAAUAAGUUCAUGUGAAACUAAGUUGACUCAAGAGGAGACUAAAGAAGCACAAGAUCUAAAGGACAGAGUAGAAAAUGAAGGACCAGAGGCUAUUGCUAACCAUGUAAGGGAAAAUCUUGACAGAUGGAAGAAAGAGGAAUUAAAAAUAGGCAUUUCUGGUCGAAUUAAAACCGGGAAAUCAACAUUUAUAAAUGCUGUACUUGGUUUGAGACCUAAUCAACCAGAUGCUGCAAAAUCAGGCUCUGGAAAUACAACGCAGAACGUUACUCCAUGCAUAUGCACAUCCGAGAAAUGAACAAAUAGUUUUGUUCGACUUUCCUGGUGUUGGGACUGAGGAUCAUUCUAAAUCGAAAUACAUGACAAAAGUAAACGCUUCAGAAUGUGAUUACUUUUUAAUUUUUUUCGAUUCGGUCAUCAGCGAUGAUGUUAUCUGGCUGGCCGAACGCUUGAAAGAAAUCAACAAACCCUAUUGUUUUGUACGAUCAAUGAUCGACCAGGACAUUCAAAAUGCAGAAUUUGAUGGAAAGAAUUUAGAUACUGUCCUAGAGGAAGUCAGAGAAAACGUACAGACAUCUGUCGCUGCAAAUAAUAUCACCCGCGAUUCAAGCAUUUUCUUUAUAUCAGGUCGAUAUACAGAUAUAGGCGAAUUUCCGCAGCUACUGACUCACAUGGAGAAAAAUAUCUCAUCUUUAAAAUUUGAAUCAAUCUUGUUUUCAAUAUCUGCAAUAUCAAAGGAGGUAAUUGAAAAGAAAUACCAGAAACUGAAGUCAAGAAUAAGAAUUCUUUCAGUCGGAGCAGCCGCAAUAUCAGCAGAACCUAUCCCUUUCAUAGAUCUAUUUAUAAACAUAAACUUAUUGAUAUACGAGCUACAUCACUACAUAGAUACUUUUGGUAUUACUAUGGACAAAAUAGAAAGUUUGCCAGCUGAAGUCAAAGAAAGAUUAAAUGUUUGGAAUAUUCUAAAGAAAUCAGGUAAAGCUCUUGUUGUCUUAAUUACACAACAGAUCGGGAAAGCAGCUGCAGUUGCCGUUGUUGAAAGUGUUGCAGAUUUUCUCAUUCCUAUGAUUGGAUCGUUAAUAUCUGCCCCAACAACCUAUUUCAUAGUGAAAGAUUUUCUGAGAAAAUAUCUUGAUCAAAUGAAAGAAGAUGCUAUUAUUGUAUACGAUAAUGUCCUGCAUGCUCAGAAACAUCUUCAUACUGACGUACAGGUCUGCUAAACUUUUAAAUAUGAGCCUUAUUGAAUAAAGUAAUGUGUGUCUGGAUCACAUGGUAACCCCGGGAUCCUCAUCUAAAAGAAAGUUCAAAGAAGAAAAAUAAUUCAUUAAUUCCUCUCAUAUGCAUACACAGGCAAAAGUUCAAUUUGAAACAAAUUGUACAUAUAUAUUUAAUUUUUAAUGUGUAACAUAUUAAUAAUAAAGCUAGUUUAACUUUUUAGAUUUUCAAUACAAUAUUAUUGUAAUAAAAAAUACUAAAUCAUCA
Mytilus californianus (California mussel) is the source of this 1622-nucleotide messenger RNA. RefSeq names its product interferon-inducible GTPase 5-like. The record is from RefSeq and is a predicted model, not a curated record. The transcript is spliced from 2 exons. Gene Ontology annotation, molecular function: GTP binding. NCBI's taxonomy places the organism in Eukaryota, Metazoa, Mollusca, Bivalvia, Mytilida, Mytilidae. The coding region runs from base 368 to 1360 and encodes 330 amino acids. Gene Ontology annotation, cellular component: membrane.